GAAGUCUUUUAGGGUCGAGCUUUCCAGGUCCGAUGGCCACCUCAUCGUCGACUUCAUCGUUACGUACAACUACUGCACAAGCAUGUUACUAUGUAUCUGCAUGUACAUGUAUAUAUAUGCACGUGUAUGUGCAUAUGUACAGUGGAGAGGCUGCGACGCCGUAUUUGGCCAUACGACGAAGGUGGACUUCCGGUACGGCACCAACUUCGCGGUGGUGAGCGGGACGACGCUGAACCAGCUAAUGUUCAAGAAGAUGCACCUCAACGCCGACAAGAUGACGCCCUACUCCCUCGGCAUGCAGAUCGGCUGUUCAAGAAAGUGCUCGAUCACCAUGCUCACCUCCGCAUACCAUGAGCGGAGGGAGAUCAUGACGAGCUCGCUAUUCCUGGUUAGAGAGAUUGGCACCGACGACUACAACCACUCCUUGUUCCAGAACAAGACGUUCGGUUUUGUCCGCCCCCGGUUCCCCGGCUGGGGCGACGGGAUCCGGUGCAGUCGUAACUGCGACUGCAUCGAUUCUCGACCAUUCUACCUCUUCCUCUUCCACAAUAGCGAACUCAGAGACUACGACCCAGCCAUCGGCUGCCUCCGGUGGCUCAACGACCUCACCGCCCUCAACAACACCCUCCUCCAGCGUUAUCACCUCCCGGCGUGGUACGGGUUCGGCGACCGCACGAUGCUGCACGCGUGCUGCGCUGGAGACAAGCUGCAUAAUGCCAACUUCACCAUCCACUGCACGGAGCCGGGCGCCGUGCAGUGCCUCGACCUGUCCAGAUACGUUUCACGGGACGGGCUGCACAUGACCGAGGCGGCGUACCGGAUCAUGGUCGUUCGCGAUGCCUCCCGUCAUGUCCGGGUGCAGGAACUUGAGGACUGUUCGAUUGGUUCACAUAAACCAUUCGUACGAAUUGAACGGUGCAUGAUUAAUUGUUUCCGUGGUGUGUCUCACGCUGGAUGCUGA
Messenger RNA from Phragmites australis (common reed), 961 nucleotides. Its product is annotated as GDSL esterase/lipase At1g28590-like. The transcript has 4 exons. The coding region runs from base 83 to 961 and encodes 292 amino acids. The record is from RefSeq and is a predicted model, not a curated record. Lineage: Eukaryota; Viridiplantae; Streptophyta; Magnoliopsida; Poales; Poaceae.